Molecule: messenger RNA, 2501 nt
Organism: Malurus melanocephalus (red-backed fairy wren)
Lineage: Eukaryota; Metazoa; Chordata; Aves; Passeriformes; Maluridae
Gene: IL17RC
Product: interleukin 17 receptor C
Molecular function (GO): interleukin-17 receptor activity
Source: RefSeq, a predicted model, not a curated record
CACGGCCGCCACACCAUGUCCCCCAGCCGCCGCGGCUGCCUGGGCCGGCCUGGCACUSUGCCGGUGCCAUGGAGCCAACUCGUCCCUGCGGGGCCCCAAACCCUCCCGGGGGGCAGGGGCACGGAGCCGUCCGCGGUCGGUGCGGGAACGGGAGGCCCCACCCCAGGGCGGUUGCUGACGCCACGCAAGGAGCCGGGUGUCCGGGAUCGGAGCAGGAAGCGGGAGCCGGCGGCGGCGGCGGGGCCCGUGGAGCCGGGACAGGGGCUGCUGGGGAGGAGCCAGCGUGGGGCCGGGGCAGCGCAGGGCCCCGGCCCCACCAUGCGCGCACUGAGGCAGCUCCUGCUGGUGCUGGUGCUGGGGCUGGCGGGUGGGCGCGGGGAUCCCCGCGAUGCCCUGGCCUGCUCCAAGGGCCUCACCUGCCGCCUCUUGGACACCGAUGUGCUGUGCGGGACAGAGCCCCCGGGGCCCAGGCACGGGCUGGCCCUGGCUCGUCUGCGGCUGGAGCCGACGCUGCGCUGCACCGAGCCCAUGGCCUGCGUGCCCUGCCUGGAGGCACACGUGCGCCUGGCCUUGUCACCUGCCACCAACACKGCCACCGAGCCCCACCGCUCCGGGCUGCCAGGCACCCCUGGGACAGAGGAUAGCCAUGAUGGGGGACAGUGGUCACCAGUKACUGGGGCCACCUCGUCCCAGCCCAACAUCACUGGGCUGCUGCUGCUCUCUGGGCACACUUAUGCCUCAUCCCGCUGUGUGGCUGURGAAGUCUGGGCACCCUUGGGCCCCAGACUACGUGGCCGAACUGUGGGCUGGGUGAUCUUCCGGUGCUUCGAGGCGCCGCUGGGCUCCGAGCUCCACGUCACGGCGUACACAAACUCGCGGGGGCGGCAGAGGCUGAGCCAGCAGCAGCGGGUGCCAGAUUGCUCAUGGCCUGCGGCACAGAGUGCUGUCCCCCGGUGCCAAGUGCCCAGGCUGCGGGUCUCCCCGGGGCAGAAGGAUGUGGUUGUGGAGGUGCAGGGGGCUGCAGCGGGGCACAGCUACACCCUUCGGCUCUACCACAACCAUAGCCAUGGCACCAGUGGGCCAGGGCGUGUGGUGACCUUGCAGAGCAGUCCCAUGCACUACGUCCUGCCCGCCGAUGAGGUGCUGCCCUGCCUCUGCCUGCAGGUCUGGCUGGAAACCCAGGACCCGCUGCGGGCCACCCUGUGCCCCUUCUCUCAUGAUGCUGAGGCCUGGGAGCGCCUGUGGCUGCAGAGCCAGCUGGUCCUGCACACCGAGGGCCAGGUGCUGACCUGCUCCCUCUCAGCCCCCUGUGACCUCCUGGCUGAGCUGGURCCCUGCUGGCAGCCGGUGCCCUCUGGGCCCUGCCAACCCCUCCCUGGCCUGCAGCAGCCCGCCAAGGCACAGGGACCCCAGGAGUUUGGAGGGCUGCRGCCACACCCCAACAUCUGUGUGCAGGUGUGGAGCGGUGGGCAGGUCCAGCUGACCCAGUGCCUGCGGGACCGAGYGCUGCCCGGCCACCCCGAUGACCUCCUGCUGCUGGAGCAUGAGGGGAAUGCCUCACUGUGUGCCGUGGAGCAGGGUGCCUGCACGCCCCUCACCAGUUUCACCAGCACGGGAGCAGGGCACCCUGGGCUGCUGGAGCAGGAUCUGCAGUGGGAUGUGGCAGCAGGACAGUGCUGGCAGCUGUGGCACCCUGAGAACAGCACUGAGUUUGCGCUCUGGGCCUGUCCCCUGCACAAGUAUCUGCGUACCCACUGGGCACUGGUGUGGAUGGGGGUGCUWCUGGGAGCCGCCUGUCUGCUACUGCUGCUCUUGCUGAAGAAGGAGGACAUGAAAGGAUGGCUGAAGUCCCUGCGGGCUGGCUAUGGCUCCAGGGGUCCUCUGCAAGGCCGGCAGGCACUUCUUGUGCACGCAGCAGAGCCGGUGGCAGAGCGGGCAGCGUGUGCCUUGAUGGCAGCUCUGCACUCGCUGGGGCUGGCGGUGGUGGCAGCACCAGGAGGUGGCAGCGGGGUAGCGGCUUUGGGGCCACUGCCCUGGCUGCACGCCCAGCACCGCCGGGCACUGCGUGACGGUGACACCAUCAUCCUCCUCCUCUCUCGGGCAGCUGUGGCUGCUGCACACCGCUGGGACACCGGGGCGAGGGCUGUGCCAGGGUCUGCUGAAAGUAGCUUUGGGCCCCAGCACGACCCUGGCCCUGACGAUGUCCCCACAGUGGCACCCUGCGAGGUGUUUGCGGCAGCUCUGUCCUGUGCCAUGCCAGCGCUGGCGGUGGGCAAUGGGCACUACGUGGUGGCCCGGCUGGAGGCCUUGGUGCCAGCAGUGCCCCCAGCACUGCGGGCAGCCCCUGCCUUUGCACUGCCCAGCGAGAUGGAGGGGUUCUUGCAGGCACUGGCAGGCCCAACUCRGCGGCGGGGCCGGUGGCUGGAGCCAUAUGUGGUGGCGGUGGCCGAGGGUCUGCGGCGGGCAGUGGGGGAAUAAAGGGGUGACAAUGCUUUUGUUGA